UGAUUCUACAAAUAGCUUGCUAAGGCCGGUGCCAACGCGUUUUCUCGCGCCAAGUUGCAUAUAUAACGCUAGGAAUGAUGCAGACCGAAAGCGCUCAUCGGUAAGAAUGAAAGAAACGACAUUCAAGAGAAUUAUUAGAAGAUUGUGUUUGACAUGGCUUGUUACAUAUACAAUUUAUGAAAGAAAUUGCUCUUCUAGAAUGUUUUUUAGAUAUGCGAGAAAAAUAUACAGAUGGAGAUUGCUACAAAAUUAUGGAUAUUACUCAGAAAUAUCAGUACGGUUUCGAGCAUGGCUUGCAGUGACCUUCAACAUAAAUCCAGGGAAUCCAAACGUAAACAUUCAGGGCCGUGAGCCAUUUCUGUUGGAUUUGAACACAUGCUACUGUUGGUCACACCUGACUGACCACCAUCGAUCUUUUACUCUCACGGUCUCCGCAUCAACAAAAUACCGAGGACUGAAACUCUAGGAACUGGGUAAACCCAGAUUCCUUAAAUCUACCGUUCUGUGUAUAUGCUGCAAAUAUUCUUAGACCCUUUGAAUUAGAGAAAUAUAACUGAUCUUCGAUAAAAUUCUGUAUUGUUAUAUGAGUUGUGAAGAAUCAUUGUUAAAAAGAGAUUUUUCAUCUUAGAAAAAAAUGUACUUAUACGUGAUUUUGCAAUACGAUUGCAAGAUGUUUGCAAGAUGAUUUUAAGGUGAUUGCAAAAUGAUGACAAGAAUUUGAAGACGUAGAGUCUGAAUUGUGCAAUAAUACAAGACUGCAUUAAAACUAAUUUUCAUAAAUGAAAGAUUGUAUGAGUUUACGAAACUAUGUCGUACCUAAUAUAAUAUGAAUUGCUCAUGACAAAAAAUGUCUUGCAAGCAACGUUAGUCGCGCUUACGUAGUCGAGCGGAUACGAAGUCGUCGAAGGUCGUCGCUUACGUUUACGUAAAGUCACGAGUUGCAUUUGGCAUACGUUUAUUACUAUAUGACUGGUGCAGCGAUGUAUUUCCUUUGCCUUUGAUGCCUAAAUUGAAAUGGACUGAAAAAGAUACAGAAAUUGGGUCGCGAUAUAAUUUGAAUUUCCACUGUGCGUAUUGCCUCGAACUUUUUUUCUCCUGAAAUAUAUAGAGAAAGAUUUAAAUUAUAUUCAAAACUUGUUUUAUAUAAAAAAACUUAUUUGUAAUAGUAAUUAACGUAGCGACAGGAAUGAUGUUUUCCUCAGACCAGAUUUAAUUGAAGAAAUACGUAUAUAAGA
Molecule: messenger RNA, 1235 nt
Organism: Belonocnema kinseyi
Lineage: Eukaryota; Metazoa; Arthropoda; Insecta; Hymenoptera; Cynipidae
Exons: 2
Coding region: 107-466 (119 amino acids)
Source: RefSeq, a predicted model, not a curated record